AUGGCCACCGAAAGUCCCGCAUUAUACGAUGCUAUUGACGAAUCAAACCUUACAGGCGAGACGGGAGAGAUCUAUCUGUUUCAGUGGCUCGCGGCUACAGAGAGAGCGGUGAAGCGAGCUUCGGUGGAAGACCUCAAAGCAUCUCAAGUGGACCUCGAGGGCUCCCUUGUCAAGAUUAUCCAAGCACCAGAGCCCUACCCCGCUCCCGGACGUCCCGUGAGGGCUCUUGUUGCAAAAUGUUUUAUAGCAAUCUAUACCCGCGGCGAAACGAAGACCAUCUUUGAUACUAUUCAGUCCUUUUUGAAGGUUGUAGGAGAGCCCAAGGCUGGUUACAAGGACUCCAGCAAGCUUGCGGCGACAUACUGCAUCGGUGAAAUCAUGGGAGCCUUCGGUAGCCAGGUCAUGUCAUUGAUGAUCGACAUCACGAAUAUGAGUCUCAAACUGUACAAAGCGUCAUCGGCGCCCGUCAUCCUCCGCUACCAUGCACUGCGCACCCUGGAGAAAUGUCUGUCGACAGCAAAACGUGCAGUAACGGACUCACUUCUCAAAGACAUCGUCAAGCAGAUGAGGCACGCGCUAGGCGACAAAGCCUUAGCCAUUCAGAGAGCUGCCUGUGAUGUCUUGAUCUUGAUGUAUCCCGCAGAUGACCCUGCAAGGCUGGUCGCCGACGUAGACUCGCUUGUGGUAUUGUGUACAAAGAGCUUGGAGAGCGCUGACCAGUUGACUCGGCGCUCGCUUGCCAAGCUCGUCGCUCAUCUCCUCGCGGCGACGCAGGUCGAGCGCUUGACUCCCGUCGCGGAGCCGCCUAAGAAGGCAAAGAAAGGACAGAAUGCUAGCGAGGAUGAGGAGGAUGUGCCGACUGGGCUUCACAUCCAGAUCGAGGAGGCCAAGCCGGUCAUGAUGCCGAACGAAAUGCUCCUUCAACUCUCGCUUCAGUUCAACAAGCCACAAGCAUCACGCAAGGUCCGUGUUGGCAUCUUUGACUUCUAUACAUCACUUCUGUCGCAGCUCGGUCCGUCAUUCGUUGAAAGUAACUAUGGGCUAAUCGUCGAUCACUUGAUGACGGAAAUUAUUGAGAACCCACGCAAUACGACGACGCGGUACGAGACGCUGCUGGUACGGUCCUUGGUGGAGAUCUUGCUCAGAGAUCUGGUGGGAGUCCGCAUGCUCAGUGAGCAAGCGCAGAUAAUGGCAAUUCAAGAACUGUCGAACGUGUACCUGAAGCGAUGGCCUGCAAUGAUGCCCGGUCAAACGGCGCCGAAUCCUUUGUGUAUAGUAGUGGCACUCAGGGAAGUAGCAAAAUUACUGCAGCAGCUAGGGAACGCCCCUCCCCCUGUGCAGGAUGCACUUAUUGAUCCUCUGUCGACACUGCUGGGGCAUCCGAACCAUAGCAUCCGGGUGAACGCUGCCUGGGCUCUGCGAUGCUUUUGUUAUUCAACCCCGUUGCGACUGCCCAAAGUGUUGAUCAGCGUUGUUGAGGUGCUCCAGCGAGAUAUUUCCGCAAUCACCACACCAACCGCCCCGUCGGAUAUCCACACACGUUCCUUGGGCCACGCUUACGGCCUCGCCGCACUACUAACAGUGAUUCCAGAACGGCCGCUCUACGUAUCGUAUGACAUCAGCGCGAAAGUCUUUGACACCGCCGUUCAAUUGCUAAAGCGCGCAGGAGACCAUGAGGUCAAGAUCGCUCGGACGGAAGUGGAGAUCGCAUGGACUUGCAUCGCGGCUCUGAUGGCGCUCGGACCGAACUUCGUACGUGCACACUUGCCGCAGCUGCUCGUACUGUGGCGUAAUGCACUUCCGAAACCAACGAACAAGGAUGCAAGUGCGGGUCGGACGCCGGCUGAGUGGAUGUUUCUGCUGCACCUGAGGGAGAGCGCGCUCGGUGCAGUGUAUUGCUUUUUGAAGUCCAAUUCCCCGACGCUGGUCACCCCAGACGUGACUAGACGGAUUGCGUUCCUCCUUUCGAACUCCUUACAAUUUGUGAACACCUUCCGCGCACGGCGAAUAGACGAGAACCCAGAGCAGCUUCCGACGGAAACCAAGGAGUUAUCAUUGGAGGGACGGGAAGCUUUACUGCGGACGAGGAUAUUCCAGUGUUUCUCCCUGUUGGGGCACGCCGGCAUCACGGAAUCCAUGCAAUCGGCUCUGUUGCAGUCUGCCAUCUCACUGUUUGCAAGUCCGGAAGGAUACGCUGGAUCGUCGGUGCAGGCUGCGAUCGCUACCUCCACAGGAGCAUUCACGUCCGUAUGGCAAAGCACAGAUGGGUAUGCAUAUGGCGUUUCUGAUAUUCACAUCGAUGAAUCUGUCAAGGCAUGGAUGAAUCGCGAUAACGUGGAGAUCUCUGUAGAAGAAAUGUUCAAUAAACCGAUUAUUAGAUCCUGCUCCAACGAUCCUCUCUUCCUAUGCCAAAGAAUUUCGUCUGACAUCAGCAUUCAAUGGCCGGAACCCCCACCUCCGGCCACCGCGGCAGUCAAUGCCGCGAUUCAACUGUUUGCUCAAUUACUUCAUGUGCAAGAUUUACAGUCUACCAUACGCACCGUGACGCAGUUGAUGGAAUCCACAGGCUCUGCAAAGCUCGCGAGGAAUUCGGGUCGUAAGGCGGCUGUGACUAUCAACGCUACAAUCGCACUUGUCCUCGCUCUUCGACAGGCGACUGCACCUCGAUCGCGGCAGAGUUUAGGAAAUGGGCAGGUGACAUCAUUGUUGUCCAACUUUCUCAAGGACGUCUUGAUGGACGGUGAUCUGCUGCUUCGCAGAGGAGGCAGCGAGGCUAUCGGCCGCUUAGCUAGCAUUGCUGGUACCAACUUCCUCACGGCACAGGCUAAGACCUUAGUGGACCAGGUAGUCAGCAACCGUGAUCCUCAUGGACGUGCCGGAUGUGCUCUUGCCUUCGGGGAGAUCCAUGCUCAUGUAGGUGGCCUUGCUACUGGCCCUCUUCUCAAGACGACGGUCCACAUUCUGAUGUCUUUGGUGAACGACCCGCACCCCGUGGUACACUUCUGGUCUCUCAUUGCGCUUGCGCGUGUCAUUGAUGCUGCCAGCCUUGCGUAUGCACCUUUUGUGCCGAGCACAUUGGGCCUCCUUUUCAAGGUCUACAUGCUGGAGUCGCAUGAGCCCGAGGGUGGGUCACUGGCCCAUGCCAACUUGAGCGGAGAUCUGCCCGCAUAUCAAGCGGUUUGUCAGAAUAUUGACGCCGUAAUCACGGUAUUGGGUCCGGACAUGCAAGACUCCACCCGAUCUCGUACUCUCGUCCUAGAUCUCGUUCACCAGUUCAUCAGUGAAGAUGACGACGGUAUCUGCGUGGAGGCCAUCAAUUGCAUCCAACAUUUCUUGAUGUUCGCGCCUGAAUUUGUUGCGGUGCCAGCGCUUGUGGCACAGUUUAGAGGAUAUCUCUCUUCGACCCGUAGGCCUCUGAAACUUGCGUCCAUCAAUGCCCUCUAUCAGCUGGUGCAGAAGGACGCUUUUAGUAUGUCAAGACUUGGAGGCGAUGAAUUGGUGGAGGAGCUAUUUGCGAUGUUGGAUGACGACUCAUCCGUGGACGGCGUCCGCAAUGUCAUCGAUAGCUGGCUUCAGCAAACCGUUGUGCAUAACCCAUCGGCUUGGAUAGAUCUGUGUCAACGCAUCAUGUCACGUACGACCGCAUCUCAACAAGCAAACGAUGCUGCCACGAAGCGGGGAGAUCUCCUUGAUGAUGAGGGCCAAUCAUUGAGCAUGGGUGCGAACCAGGACUCGGCCUCGGGGGCAGGUGGACGACAAACAUCUCGCUGGAGAACUCAGCUGUUCGCGUUGCAAUGCUUGCAUAACAUUUGUACUAUCGUGGGGCGUUCUGGUAGAAGGGAGCAUUUGGACAUAGCUUUCGCGCGCAGUCAAGGUCUUCCUGUCUCCGGUUUGCUGGUUUCGCGCGUCCCCGAUUUGAUCAAGAUAGCCUUCACAGCAUCAGCAGCGCAUGUCACGGAGAUCCGUCUAGAGGGCCUUACAGUGUUGCGCGACGUAAUCGAGAUUUUCGCGAAGACUCCUGAUCCUGACUACGAGGACUCUCUGUUACUGGAGCAACAUCAAGCGCCAAUAACUGCAGCACUCACUCCCGCAUUCUCCUCUGACUCUACGCCGGAGAUUCUCGCUUCCGCGAUCGGCUCUUGUGCCGUGUUUGUUGGUUGCGGCGUCAGCAGUCGAAAGGUAGCGACUCAUUUAUACUCCUCGGAUGUCGAUAUCUCUGAUCAGUUUGGCGUAGGGUCUGGAAUGCUUUCAUUGGGAGAUGCGGCCAAGCUCAGUCCAAAUGCGUCUGUGAUGUUGCGCAUAGCCACAUUAUCCGCUUGGGCUGAGCUUCAAGUAGCAAGUGCUGACCAGAAGUACCUCCUAGAGGUCGUUAAGCCUCACCGACCAACUCUUGCACCAUUGUGGGUGGCUUGUUUACGUGACUACGCAAGCAUUCGCGCAGACACGGAGGUCCUAGAAGAGCCAUCGUCCAGCUCACUGGACACUUCGUAUGCUAGUCUGGGUAAAGAAGUGUUGCUUCCGUACUACCUUGAAGCCUGGCCCGUGAUACUGCAGGCUGUUGCUAGCGUUAUGAAGGCGGGAGAUCCGUACAUAUUGGCUGCCAUGGAUGGGCAAGAAUCGAUAACCCCUGAUCAAGUAAGAAAGCUGGAAUCUGAAGUUCGCGAAGAACCAACCGUCUUCUUCUUCGCCAUUUUCGGAUUAGUGUUUGAAGCGCUCGCGACUGCCGUUCCGGAUGCGGACGUAACGUCGCAAAAAACCUCGGCGAUUGCUCUCGAAGCCAUGACUCCCUUGGUUCAAGGGAAGUAUUGCGGCAAGGUCUUCAACGACCCCGUGAUAUUUGACGAAGUGAUCAAUCUUUUCUAUCGCAUGGCAUUGACAGAGCCUGCCUCCGUGCAAAUUUAUCUUGUGGAAGCGAUAGCGAGUCUCGCCAGAAGUCUUGCAUCCACACAUGCCACAAGCGCGCUUUUCGAUAACACGUCUCAGGAAGAUUUAUUCAAUCUACCGCAGGUACACUGCCUGCGUGUAUGUGCGUACGUGAUCAGAAGAGCCAUUACAGGCCCGCGCAGCGGGGCCGUCCUUGAUGAUUCGACACCCAUGGACAAAAUCGGCUUGAUAAAUGCAGCUUUCGAGGCCUUCUCCAACGUAGCAGAUACCUUUGGUCAAGAGCAAAGAGAUGACUUCAAGGCUGUAGCGGUCACGCUGUAUAAUGAAUAUCUCAAGGACGAGACUUCCGACAUUGACCUGGUUGGACCCACGUUACAGUCAUUGAAGGCUUUGCUUGAAUUACCUGCUGGUGCUGCCACAUACGGCAACAAAUAUGAGAAGGUCAUACAUGGCCUCCUGUCAGCAUGUCUGGUCAACAUUGAUGAGAUGAGAGGCCGCCAAGGACGGAUUUCUGCAAAGAAGAUCAAGUCUAACCUCUUAGCUGCUGUCCUUGUUUUGACUGUAGUCCCACCCAAAGUGAAGAUUAGUCAAGCCAUCAUCGACCAUGCCUGCUUUUUGAUAUCUCAGAAGCUCGUGGAUGAGGAGGAGAUGUCCUUGACCGCUGCUCACUGUGCCAAGACACUCAUCCUUGCGUCAACAUCGGGAAAUGCAGCUCUACGUCAAUGCGCCAGACUACUCCUGCCAGGGAUGAUCGAAUGCCUUGCCAAGAUCGCUGCCUCGGUUGGUGAUCAGGCUUCAGAACGUCAACUUGCCACGGUAGGAGAGAUUUACAAAGGUUUCGCGGCAUUGUUCUCGUCACUACAAGAGGAUCUGCGCCCUCGAGCACUAGGGAUUAUUAUGCCCGCGAUGAUUUUCCUCCUUGAUCCCAGUCGGACGCCUAUGUCGACGAUCCACUCUCAGACUGUCACCCAACUUCUAUCGCUAGCUUCUCAGUCACCAUCUGCAUUCAAGGAAGUGACAGCUAAGCUCGAUCCUCAGAUGAGAGAAUUACUAGAGAGCUCUGUGCGGCAAGUAUUGGGAAACCAAGGCCCCGCGGUCGAGGCACCCAAGCCACAGAUCUCGUUGCGGACGUUCUAA
Laetiporus sulphureus 93-53 is the source of this 6021-nucleotide messenger RNA. RefSeq names its product clathrin-coated vesicle protein. Lineage: Eukaryota; Fungi; Basidiomycota; Agaricomycetes; Polyporales; Laetiporaceae. Gene Ontology annotation, cellular component: Golgi apparatus; endocytic vesicle; membrane. Gene Ontology annotation, biological process: retrograde transport, endosome to Golgi; intracellular protein localization; endocytosis. Bases 1 to 6021 code for a protein of 2006 amino acids. The record is from RefSeq and is a predicted model, not a curated record. The transcript is spliced from 19 exons.